Molecule: messenger RNA, 2479 nt
Organism: Spodoptera litura
Lineage: Eukaryota; Metazoa; Arthropoda; Insecta; Lepidoptera; Noctuidae
Source: RefSeq, a predicted model, not a curated record
GUUCAUUAUGGACUGGUGUGGAACUAUUGUGCUAGUGGCCUUUAUAGGGUUGUUACAAUGCAAUUCAUUUCAAACUCAAAGUGCAAGACCUAACAACAAUAACCGACAAACUACAAUACAGUACAGGAUACCCUACUACAAUCGUCCACACAAUUAUAGAUUCAUCCCAAUACCUUACCCAUAUUAUACAAACUUCAAUAAUAAUCCACCAAGAAGGCAACAACCACCUAGAGCGCCUACUAAUCCAGGUUGGACAAUUGUGAUUGAUAAUACAAAUUCGACACAAAGGAACAAAGAUCCGAGCCCAAAUAAGCCUAUAAUUAUCAAUACCAGAGAUUUUAAAGUUAGAGUACAAAUUGAUAAUAGACAUAAAGGAACGAAUAAACCAUCUAAUAAAACAAAGGAACCUGAAGAUGAUAAGGAUCCAGAAAUUGAUGUGAGAAGUGCUGAUGACGAUAACCAAGAAAAUAAUGACAGUGGAAAUCGAAAAGCGGAUGAACCGAAAGAAAAGAAAGGUGAAGGUGAACGUGAUGAUAGACCCAAACCAGAAGAUAAAAGAGAUGAUGAAAAUAAUGAUGAUGAAAAAGACGAGAAAAAACCUGAUAAAGGUGACAAAUCAAAAAAUAAGAAAGAUAAUAGCAAGCGAGAUGACAAACCAAAAGAAAAUGAUAAUAGUGAUGACAAGCUAGAAGGAAAGAAAGAUAAUCAAAACAGUGACGAUGAAGGUAAAGAUGAUGAUGAUCAUGAUGACGAUAAUAAGGGUGAAAAGUCAAAACAUAAGAAACACAGUGAUAAACAAGGUAAAGGGGGCAAGCCAAAAGAAAAUCAAGAUGAUGAUGGUGACGAUAAUGAUGAUGAUAAGAGUGAUAAAUCAAAACAUAAGAAGGGUGGAGAAAAACGAGGUAAAGGAAAUAAACCAAAAGAAAACGAAGAUGAUGAAAAUACUGAUAAUGAUGACAAGCCAGAAGGAAAGAAAGACAAUAAAAGUAAUGACAAUGAUGACAAAGAUGCUGAUAAUGAUGACGACAAGCCAGAAAAAAAGGAAGAUGACGAUAACAGUGAUAAGGUAUCUAAACCAAAAGGAAGAAAACACCAAAAUAAAAGUAACAAAGGUAAACCAAAGAAAGACGAUGAAAGUAAUGACAAUGGAACUGAUCCUGGGAAAAAAAAUAACGAUAAUAACAAUGACAAUGGGGACGAUGUAGAAGGUACUGAAACUGAAGCUUUUGCAGAAGCUGAAGCAGUAGCUGAAGUUACAGACGACGACGAUCAAUCAGGUAACGACGACUCGGAAACUCCAGAAAAUAAUGGAAAUGAAGAUAAUAGAAAUGGAGACGAUGGUGAAGAAACAAAUGUUGAUCCAACGAAUAAUGGUGACUCCGGCAAUCCAGAUACCGAAAAUGAACAUAAUGGAAAUAAUGAUGAUGAAGCCGACCCUGGAGAAGAUGAUAAUAACGAGAACUCUAACAAUGGAGAUGAUACUGAAACUGAAGCAAUAGCUGAAGCUGAAGCAACUGCGGAAGCUAUAGACGACAGCCCUUCAAACGACAAAGAUUCUGAUGAUGACGAUGGGGAUGAUCCAGAAGCAAAGAAUGGUGCUCGAAACAAUUCAGAAAAAAAUAAUAAUGAUGAAAACGACCCGGAGGGUAAGAAGGACGAUGGAGACGACCCGGAAGGAGCAAAGACUAAUGGUGAUGAUUCAGAAGAAAACAAUGAUGAUGGUGAUAAUCCAGAAGAAAAGAAUGACGGUGAUGAUGAUUCCAAAGCAAAAAAUAAUGAUGGAGACGAUCCAGAAGGAAAGAAUGAUGAUAAAGAUGAUCCCGAAGAAGGAAAAAACGGUGAUGGGGACGACCCUGAGCGAAAGAAGGAUGAUGGUGAUGAUCCAGAAGGAAAAAAUGAUGAUGGAGAUGAUGCAGAAGAAGAAAAGAAGGAUGAUGGAGAUGACUUGGAGGGAAAGAAGGAUAAUGGUGACAAACCAGAAGGAAAACAUGAUGAUGGAGAUGGUCCAGAAGAAAAGAAUAGUGAUGGAGAUGAUCCAGAAGAAAAGACGGAUGAUGGAGAUGAUUCUGAAGGAAAAAAGGCUGAUGGAGAUAAUCCAGAACGAAAAAAGGUUGAUGGAGAUAAUCCAGAAGACAAGAAGGAUGAUGGAGAUGAUCUAGAAGAAAAGUAGGACGAUGGAGAUGAUCCAGAAGGAAAUAAAGAUUAUGGUGAUGAAACAGGUGGAAAGAAGAACAGUGAAGAUUGCGACGAUUAAUCCUUAAGUUGUAUAAAUUAAAGGUAGGUAGCAAUUUGUUGGCUAGUUAAUGUAAAUAAGAUUAUAAUUUGUUUAUUAAAAUUAAUUGAAUUACUUUAUUUUUACUAAAACGUCAGUAUUAGACCUUUUCAUUUUCCUUAAUUAUAUUCCAAAGUCGCUAAUCCCAUAAUAAAUAUGUACUACUACUUACAUAAGUACUUAUGCCUAAUAUAAUAUGUAACAGUG